UGGCUGGCUGUAAUACGAACGACGCCACUGGAGGCGGGCCGAAGACCGGCGCAGGCGCAGAGCGCUGCGAGUCUCGGGACCCCAGUGGGAGGAGAGACUAUGGCGCUCAACAAGAAUCACUCGGAGGGUGGCGGAGUGAUCGUCAACAACACUGAGAGCAUCCUAAUGUCCUAUGAUCAUGUGGAACUUACCUUCAAUGACAUGAAGAAUGUGCCAGAGGCUUUCAAAGGGACCAAGAAAGGCACUGUCUACCUUACCCCAUACCGUGUCAUCUUUCUGUCUAAGGGGAAGGACGCCAUGCAGUCGUUCAUGAUGCCGUUCUAUCUCAUGAAGGACUGUGAGAUCAAGCAGCCAGUGUUUGGUGCCAAUUUCAUUAAGGGAACAGUCAAGGCUGAAGCAGGAGGUGGCUGGGAAGGCGCCGCUUCCUACAAGUUGACCUUCACAGCAGGGGGCGCCAUUGAGUUUGGGCAGCGGAUGCUCCAGGUGGCAUCACAAGCCUCCAGAGGUGAAGCCCCUAAUGGAGCCUAUGGGUACCCUUACAUGCCCAGUGGGGCCUAUGUCUUUCCCCCGCCAGUCGCCAAUGGAAUGUACCCCUGCCCUCCUGGCUACCCCUAUCCACCGCCCCCACCUGAGUUCUAUCCAGGACCUCCCAUGAUGGAUGGCGCCAUGGGAUAUGUACAGCCCCCACCACCACCCUAUCCUGGGCCUAUGGAGCCUCCAGUCAGUGGCCCCAGUGCCCCCUCCACUCCUGCAGCUGAGGCCAAGGCCGCAGAAGCAGCUGCCAGCGCCUAUUACAACCCCGGCAACCCACACAAUGUCUACAUGCCCACGAGCCAGCCUCCGCCGCCACCCUACUACCCCCCAGAAGACAAGAAGACCCAGUAGACCUUGCCCACCUCCCUGCCUCUCACUGGACGACCCCUCCCUUCCUGGGCCUCCCACGGAGCUGCAUCUGAGAUUCUGGGAGGCCAGGGAGGGCCUGUUCUUCCCCAGGCCUGAUUAUAAACAGUUACCAGGAACUAGCCCUGAUGGAAGGGCGGGGCUCCUGGCCUCUGAGAGGCGCCUCCCAGCUUCCCACACUAGCUCAACCCAUGGCACUGCUCUGUCUAGCUUCCCUCUCACCAUCUCUGGGGCUAUUGGGAGCUUGGGAUUGCCCCUUGUUCCUCACUGUAGUAGCUCCUGCCCACAGAGGGACUCUCUGGCCACUCCUCCACCACAGUCCAGCCCCUCAGCCUGAUGACCAUCCUACGCCAUCUUCUGGGCUCAUCAGACCCGCCUUGUGUCUCUCCUACAGGCCCUGCCAGGUCCUGCUCACAUUCCUUCCUCCUGGGGUGUGCCUGACCCCGGAAAGCCACUGUCCCCACAGAUGGUCAGUCCACAUUCCCUUCAGUCAGGCCCUGGCCUCAGUCACACUCCACACUUGUCCUUGUUCCCUCAUUGCCUCUGGCUUUGGGAAUUUUACCCUGAACUUCCAGUGGUUGGUGGCAUCAGAAGCAAAGCCUCUGUAGCUGGGAGAAGCCCCUCUGGUAGUGUCCCCUCCUCUUCCCCUUUACACAAGGGGCUUUUCUGCAGGAGCAGUAGAGAGUGCAUGUCUGUCCAAUCAUGACUUAGGUCUGGGAACGAGCACCUCCAACCAUGUGACCUGAAACUUGCCAUCUGCCCCUGUGUGAGCUUCACGCCCGCCCCCUGGAUGCACUAAGAUUUGCUCUUGUUUGGUCCUGGUCUGGACGCAAAACAAGGAGAUGGUUAUUUAAAGAGAAAUCCCUAUUUAUUUGACACACAAAAAAUCCAGUUAAUAUAUUAAUGUGAAAUAAACCCAGUUUGCACCUUGA
Messenger RNA from Cricetulus griseus (Chinese hamster), 1832 nucleotides. Lineage: Eukaryota; Metazoa; Chordata; Mammalia; Rodentia; Cricetidae. The record is from RefSeq and is a predicted model, not a curated record.